This is a messenger RNA of Myodes glareolus (Bank vole), 2712 nucleotides long. The record is from RefSeq and is a predicted model, not a curated record. NCBI's taxonomy places the organism in Eukaryota, Metazoa, Chordata, Mammalia, Rodentia, Cricetidae.
ACCGAUCGAUCCGGUGCGAUAAAACAAGGGCUUGUGGACCUGGACAGACUUUUAAGCAGUAAAAUAUAAAUCUCUGGAAAACAUUAACUGUUAGGCUAUCUCCAAAAGGCUUUGCUUUUCACAGAGAAACAGAAAGCUCCUUUUGGUGACGAGCCCUUGGAAAAACACUGAAGAAAUACAAUGGACGCCAGGGAGGAGAGCUUUCUUAAGCAAAGGCAAGUCUUGCUUCUCUUUGUUUUUCUAGGUGGGUCUCUGGCUGGGUCCGGGUCUAGGCGCUAUUCUGUGGCUGAGGAAAACGAGAAAGGCUUCUUAAUAGCCAAUUUAGCGAAGGAUCUGGGGCUCAGGGUAGAAGAACUGGAUGAAAGGAGAGCUCAGGCUGUUUUCAAAGGGAACAUACAGUAUUUUCAGCUCAACCAUCAGACCGUAGAUUUGCUCUUGGUUGAGAAAUUGGACCGGGAGGAGCUGUGCGGUUCCGCAGAGCCUUGUGUGCUGCACUUUCAGAUACUGCUGCACAAUCCUUUGCAGUUUAUUACGAAUGAGCUCGAGGUCAUAGAUGUAAAUGACAACGCCCCAGAGUUUUUUGAAAAUGCAAUGCAGCUCAAAGUCCUGGAAAGUUCCCCACCCGGGACAGUAAUUCCUUUGGGAAAUGCUGUGGACCCGGACGUGGGAAGAAACGGACUCCAGAACUACACGGUCUCUCCCAGGUCCCAUUUCCACGUUCGCACCCGUCUUCGGAGGGAUGGAAGGAAGUAUCCAGAACUUGUGCUGGACAGAGUUCUGGAUCGGGAGGAGCAGGCAGAGCUCAGUUUAACUCUCACAGCCCUGGAUGGAGGAUCCCCACCUCGGUCUGGCACUGCCCAGGUCCACAUCCUGGUCUUAGACAUAAACGAUAACGCACCAGAAUUUACACAGUCACUCUAUGAGGUUCAAAUUCUAGAGAAGAGCCCUGUUGGCUCUGUCAUUAUCUCGGUCUCAGCUUCUGACUUAGAUACGGGGAAUUUUGGUGAAAUAUCGUAUGUGUUUUUCCAUGCUUCUGAAGAAAUUCUCAAAACUUUUCAACUAAAUCCCAUUACUGGUGAGAUAAAGCUAGUUAAACGUUUGGAUUACGAAACAAUUAAUACUUACGAAGUUGACAUAGAAGCCAAGGACGGUGGAGGCCUUUCGGGAAAAUGUACAGUCAUAGUCCAGGUAGUUGAUGUGAACGAUAACCCACCAGAACUGAUUUUGUCAUCAGUUACCAGUCCUAUCCCUGAGAAUUCAGCAGAGACUGUGGUGGCUGUUUUCAGUGUGGCUGAUUUAGACUCUGGAGAUAAUGGAAAAGUAACCUGUUCCAUCCAGAACGAUCUCCCCUUCAUCCUGAAACCAUCUGUAGAGAACUUCUACACUAUAGUGUCUGAAGGAGCACUGGACAGAGAGAGCAGAGCCGAAUACAACAUCACCAUCACAGUCAGCGACCUGGGCACACCCAGGCUCACAACCCAGCACACCAUAACAGUGCAGGUCUCUGACGUCAACGACAACGCCCCUGCCUUCACACAAAGCUCCUACACCCUGUUUGUCCAAGAGAACAACAGUCCCGCCCUGCACAUAGGCACCAUCAGUGCCACAGACUCAGACUCAGGCUCCAAUGCCCACAUCACCUACUCAAUGCUGCCAACCCUCGACCCGCAGCUGGCCCUCUCCUCGCUCAUCUCCAUCAAUGCCGACAAUGGGCAGCUGUUCGCGCUCAGGGCGCUGGACUAUGAGACCCUGCAGACCUUCGAGUUCCUCGUGGGCGCCACAGACCAAGGCUCGCCUGCCCUCAGUAGCCAGGCGCUGGUGCGCGUGCUGGUGCUGGACGCCAACGACAAUGCCCCCUUCGUGCUCUACCCGCUGCAGAACGCCUCUGCGCCCUGCACAGAGCUGCUGCCCAGGGCGGCGGAGCCUGGCUACCUGGUCACCAAGGUGGUGGCAGUGGAUCGCGAUUCUGGCCAGAACUCCUGGCUGUCAUUCCAGCUGCUCAAGGCCACGGAGCCAGGGUUGUUCAGCCUGUGGGCUCACAAUGGCGAAGUGCGCACCUCCAGGCUGCUGAGUGAGCGCGAUGCGCCCAAGCACAGGCUGCUGCUGCUGGUCAAGGACAAUGGCGAUCCUCAGCGCUCAGCAAGUGUCACUCUGCAAGUGUUGGUGGUUGAUGGCUUCUCUCAGCCCUACCUGCCUCUACCCGAAGUGGUGCGCGACGCUGCGCGUGACGAUGACGUGCUCACACUCUAUUUGGUCAUUGCCUUGGCGUCUGUGUCUUUGCUCUUCCUCUUGUCUGUGCUUCUGUUUGUGGGGUUGAGGCUCUGCAGGAGAGCCAGGGCAGCCUCUCUGGGUGGCUGCUCUGUGCCUGAAGGACACUUUCCUUCUCACUUGGUGGAUCUCAGCGGCGCGGGAACCCUGUCCCAGAGCUACCAGUAUGAGGUGCAUCUGACCGGAGACUCUGGGACUGGUGAGUUCAAAUUCCUGAAUCCGGUGAUACCAAACCUGUUUAUGGAAGAUUGUGAGAGAGAAGUUAAGGAAAAUCCCCACUGCAGAAGUAGCUUUGUAGUCAGCUAAGUGUUGUAAAUAGUUCAUCAUCGCUCAGUUGCGUUAAACUUGUUGUAACUGUUCUUUUAAGAAGUUAUAUUAUUCAAUAGCUUUAAACCAGUAAUUCAACCUAUGGUAUCCCAAAAAAAUAGCUCUAAACUUGUUACU